Molecule: messenger RNA, 1350 nt
Organism: Cyclocybe aegerita
Lineage: Eukaryota; Fungi; Basidiomycota; Agaricomycetes; Agaricales; Hemipholiotaceae
Source: the annotation of a GenBank genome assembly
AUGUCGACCUCACCAACGACCGUUCACACAAUCGACCAUCCGUCCCGACCUGUGUGGUUCUCUGAACCAUAUUUAAUUACUCGCGAUGCGAAAGACUCAUAUCUGUGGCAUUGCAUACCGUCCGAAGAGCCCGUUCUGCACGGCAAAUUGGAGGGCAAAAUCUCUGCUCACGCAGAGCACCACGUAGUUUCAAAGAACCACCUUCUGACCGCAACCAAGCUGCAAAAGGACGAUCAGAGGUGGGAUGAGCUGCUCGUUCACAAUCUGGAAUCUGGGUCAUUGGUGGACCAACUAUCGCUUGCGCUGUCGGAGUCCUCCGAGUCGCGCUACGAGGCAGGCUUUCUCGGCGUUGACAAUCGAACGGCAGCUGUGUACAAGAAAAGCGAUGAGGAGCGGAGGAUAGAGGUUUACACCAUCUCCGAGGAGGGCAAGUUGACGCUGGAGGAAGCGCUCAGCGAGCCCUCUCAUAUACCCGACCAAAGUCGAAUGAACAUCCACCAUUCAGGGUACCCUUCUUCUACCCUCAUUCGUUAUGCACCAACUGGCCUCGUCGAAGCAGCCAACUAUACAGUAUUCCCCUCAGGCGUGCAACUUACCGCCUGGAGCUCGAAUCCAAGACAUACACAGCACGAAACGGUCGACUUCGUUCGAGUGCUCGACGCACAAGCUGAUCGAGAGUCCCACCUCCUCGGACACAUCCUCAUACCACCGUUGAACACAUUUGUCCUGGCGAGCUACGAGCACGCCCUCGAACAGCCCGAUCCGCAGCCAGCCACAAUCCUUCGGUCUUUCGAUUCAGACACCCUCUCGUUAAAAUGGACGACCACCGUCCCCCAGAAGACCAGCACACUUCAUUUCCUUCCUACACGAAACGUCAUCCUUGCAGUAGGGCUAAGCUGGUCCAUCGACGCAGAUUCAUCCGGAGGGGUUGCAGAAACCACGAUCGCCGUCAUCGACGCUGCUUCUGGGGCCGUUCAAGGCACACACGCCGUCAAGAGCCCACAAACCAAAUGCGCCAACCUCGGAAUAUCUGUCGGCGACGCCAGCGUAACGCCCUCGGGGGACCAGGUUAUCGUCGUCUUCGGAGAUGGACAGAUCACUGUAACUUCCAUAGACGACUUCCUCGACAAUGGAUUCAAAACGGCUACAAACGCAGAGGGCAGGUUUAUCACCCACCCAUUCCCCGAGACGUCGCUCUCGACGCCGAAGAACAAGAAGGAGCAUAAAGAGCUUGACCAAGGAUACUGGGCCUGGGUCAACAAGGCCUUUUAUGGUGAUAGGCAGGUCAUUUUGCGAGCUGGUCGUGGAAUGAAGGAGCCGACAGGCUUCGCGGUGGUUUCUUGGAAGUAA